AAUCGUGUUGUCCAGCUCUAACCUCGCCGUCUCUGGUCGCUCAGAGCCAGCUCAACCCGCGGCGGCAUCCUAAUCGUCGCAUAUAAAAACCGUCAACAGCCUCCUACUCCCUCUCCAGAUUAAAAAUACGCGGUAGGCUGCACCGAAGCUCUCUCAUGGCGGAAAUCUCCGCCUCAUCUUCCUUCUCUUCUCUUCAACUCCCCACCUCGUUUCCUCCGCCUCUGGCGUCGGAGACUCGUUGCGACAACGACCUUCUAAGGUAUCUCCUUCGGCUCUCCCACGAAAUAUCCCUCUUCGACGUCCCUUGCCCCAUCCUCGGUCGUCUCUUCUCUUCCAUCGCCCGCAAAUCCAAGCUACUCGCCAUCCUCUUCGACGAACUGCUCCAACAAGACACUUACACAGCAGCAGUCGAACUUCCCCGCCCGGCCUCUCUCUGCUUUCGUGAGAUCCUCGUCGUUCUACAGCGAUUCAAAGCCCUGUUCACCGACUGCUCCUCUCGUAGUCGCAUGCGCCUCAUUCUGUACUCUGAUACACUCGCCAACGAUUUCCACAUGCUUGCCCUCGACCUGUCUACUCUCCUCAACAUCCUCCCCCUCUCCGAUCUCCGCCUCUCUGAUGACGUUCGCGACCUCGUCGAUCUCCUCCGCUCCCAAUGUUGCAGAUCGAGAUCCACCGUCGAUCCCGACGUCUCCAACCUCCGCCGCGAGAUCCUCACCAUCAUUCACGAGAUCGAGUGCGAGAUCGUCCCAGAACGCUCUCGCCUCGCUGCCAUCCUCCACAAUCUUGGUCUCGAUGACACCCAGAGCUGCCGCCGCGAGGUUGAAUGCCUCGAGCGAGAAAUUGGCGAACGGUUUUCGGAGAAAUGGACGGCUGCGAUGAUCUCCCUUGUGGGAGUCGUGCAAUACGCUAAGUGCGUGCUUUACGGCGCCUCCACUCCGAGGUCGGAUUCCUCCGCUGGGAAGCUCUUCUUCACCAGCUACGAUUCCGCCGGCGGUUCGCAGAAUGGCGGUACCCCGCCGGAUUUCCGAUGCCCUAUCUCCCUUGAUCUGAUGCGUGAUCCAGUCGUCGUGGCGAGCGGGCAGACGUUCGAUCGUGAAUCAAUCACCCGCUGGAUUCGCUCUGGCCGCGCCACGUGUCCCAGUACCGGUCAGGCUCUGCGACACACUAAUCUCAUUCCUAACAGAGCUCUAAAGAACCUCAUCUCCCGCUGGUGCCGUGAGCAGAACGUCCCCUUCGCUGUCGUCGCAGCCGGCGAACCUGCCGUUUCCGGCGGUAUCGAGAACAAAGCCGCAGUGGAAGCUGCUAGGAUGACCGCGGCAUUCUUGGUCCAGAAGCUGUCUACAUCUCCAUCAACCGAGGCGGCGAACCGCAUCGUCCACGAGCUCCGUCAGCUUGCCAAAACCCAGUCCGAGAACCGAGCCUUCAUCGCCGAAGCAGGCGCGGUCCCUCUUCUCCUCCCCUUCCUCUGUUCCAACGAUUCUACUUUACAGCUGAACGCCGUCACGACCCUUCUCAACCUUUCCAUUUUCGAACCCAACAAGAGACGGAUAAUGCGUGCUGACGGAAGCAUCGAUGCCGUAAUCCAUGUUAUGUCCAAUGGGGAAGCCAGCUGGCAGGCAAAGGAAAAUGCUGCAACUUUGCUUCUUAGCCUAUCUUCAAUGCAUCCUUACCGGCGGCGGAUUGGGGAGAACCACUCAGCCGUAGCGGAAUUGGUGAAGCUCGUGCGGAAUGGGCCUGCGAGCACGAAGAACGAUGCUAUGGCGGCCAUCCUUAGCCUCGCUGGGGACCGUAAGAUCGUUCCAUUGUUGGUGGAAAAAGGCGUCUUGGAGGCGGCGCUUGAUGCGUUUGCUAUUGAAGAAGCGGCCGAAGCGGCGGCUGCAGUGAUCGCAGGCAUGGCAAAGCGCGGCGGAACGGUGGUAGUUGAGAAGUUGGAGAUGGAGGGUGCAGUAUCCAAACUGGUGGGAGUUCUCCGGCGAGGAACGGAUAGUGCUCGGGACAAUGCGGCAGCGGCGUUGGUGGUUUUGUGCCGUCAGUCGGUCGGCGGUGUGGUGGCGGAAGUGGCGAGUAUGCCGGGGAUUGAGAAAGUAAUAAGGGAAUUGAUGGGGUACGGAACGGAGAGGGGGCGCCGUAAGGCAGCUACGCUGGGGAAGAUUUGUCGGAGAUGGGUUGCAGGGGGAGGUGGAGAGGAUCUCAACGACGAUCAUGGCGAUGGGAUCAGGCCUGGUGGCGGUGGUGGCCUGUAGGACCUCAACUGAUUUUGGGUUCGGAAUCCCGGCUGGUGGCUUUGUACCAUAUGAUUCCUUAGGAAAUUGGUUUUU
Messenger RNA from Dendrobium catenatum, 2318 nucleotides. RefSeq names its product U-box domain-containing protein 16-like. Gene Ontology annotation, biological process: protein ubiquitination. Bases 156 to 2243 code for a protein of 695 amino acids. Gene Ontology annotation, cellular component: nucleus; cytoplasm. The transcript has a single exon. Gene Ontology annotation, molecular function: ubiquitin-protein transferase activity; protein binding. The record is from RefSeq and is a predicted model, not a curated record. Lineage: Eukaryota; Viridiplantae; Streptophyta; Magnoliopsida; Asparagales; Orchidaceae.